Agrilus planipennis (emerald ash borer) is the source of this 4465-nucleotide messenger RNA. RefSeq lists its product as uncharacterized. Gene Ontology annotation, biological process: positive regulation of hippo signaling. The transcript is spliced from 8 exons. Bases 135 to 3035 code for a protein of 966 amino acids. Gene Ontology annotation, cellular component: plasma membrane; cell junction. NCBI's taxonomy places the organism in Eukaryota, Metazoa, Arthropoda, Insecta, Coleoptera, Buprestidae. The record is from RefSeq and is a predicted model, not a curated record.
CACGAAGUCCUAUUCAUUCAGUAAAACACGUUUCCGAGCUGCAUCAAGGAUUUUUCCGCAGUUUUCAUUCGAUUCAGUAAAACUAACGGGAACGGAGACCGAUACAGGCAACAAUAUGGAACGGGUAAUCAAAAAUGAGGAUAAAGUCCUCGGACUCGUCUGUCUACUUGAAUAACGGCAACGAUCCCCAACGCGACCUACUCAACUCUCCGAAACGUCUAAACACCAUCCAGAACAGCAGAAUAACUCCAGCAACCCGUCCCACGUCCUUUCUUCAUCAGCUCAAUAACGUGAACUCGAAAACUCCACAGAUCAUCCUCCCAGACGAUAAUUCCGCGACCACCAGAAUUGGCAAUCGUACUACCGCCGGUUUUCUGGGGGAUGAUCAAGAAAACGCGACGGCCGUCCUAACCGAGGUCCUGGACAAACGCAUUUUGCGAUGGUACAGCGACCAUCAGGGCAGAAUUGGAAACAAUACGGCUCAAGAGAGAACAAACAACAUCAACAAUCUGCAACGUCAACGGCAACUCAAUAUAAAUAACAACGUGCUGGAUACCACCACCCCCAUCGAUGAUUACGUCGCACCCUCGUCCAUUUGUUCCGAAUCACCCGACGACAGUUUCAUAGAUUACGAAGAACACCAACACUACUCUUCGUCCCCUCUGGAGGAUAUAAGUCCGAAAGAAAGGGAAAUAGAUGAAGAAGAUGACGAAGAGGACGAAGAUGCUUCAGCAUCCGAGUCGUUUACGGGAAGUAAUUUAAGUGUCCAAGCGGAUGUGCAACUUCAACGUGGCGGCAUUGUGAAUCCGAAUUAUCCGGGCUUUCAAGAUUUCGCAAUCGACCUAGAUUUCUACAGCAAAACUAUUUCGGAUACCGAUCUAGUCGAGUACGAAACAAUCGACGUCGCUGAUAACAAUACAGAAACAAUAGAACAUCAGUCACUUGUUAACAAUAACAACGUCGAAGACAAAGACAAAUCCAUUGACGAAAUUGCAAAUUUAAAUUGCUUGGACACAAACGAAAGCUUGCCGAAGGUUUUUUACGAAAAGGAAAUUUUUAACAUUCCUCCGGAAGAGAAUUCCAGAAUAAAGUCGAAAACUGACAGUGAUUUUCAAGAAGAAAACACUCAACAUGCUUCCAAAGUAGAUGAUUCUUUAUUGAACCAAGUGACAGAACCUGAAAGAGAUUGUACAGCUCUCAUACGUUCAGAAACUUUUAUAUGCGACAAAAAAGCUUUAGUAGAAGAACUCUCCGAAGGUUUAUCAAAACCAUUAGGGGAUUAUUUAGAAUCUGUUAAAAAUACCGAUCUCGAACUUAAAGAGGCUGCAGAAAAACUGCAAAUUUCUGAUAAUCUCAAACCAUCGGCCACGGUCUACCGCAUUGAACCGAACAUCAACGAACCUUUUUCUAAGAGUAUUUCUAAUCAGUCUACCACCAUGGCUACCAUGUCUAUGAUGAGACAAUCGAAUGACGAGCAUUUCACCCAAGAUGCGAAGUCCAAAGAUGGAACAUUGAAACGAAACACGAUGGAGUUCAUCCCCAACAAAGUGACCAUUAGCGAUUCUUACAAAACCAAGCUGGCUGACGCUUUUUUGUCAGGGACAGGGGAUAAAAUUCCUCAAGCUCCUGAUUUCAGUAAUCCCCUCCCAGAUUAUAAUGCCAACAAUAACGAAACUGUUAUGGAAGUCGAUAUACCGUGGAUUAAGAAAGGAUUGGAUUUACGAUGCGGAAACUAUCCAACCUUUGUAAAUGAAGAACGAGAAAUGUAUAAAAAGGAGGAGCAGGUGUUUCAAUUAGGAAUAAAUAGUAAAGGGACAAAAUUUGGAAACGAACUCUAUAGUAAAUUACAUCAAAAGAACGACGAACCCGUCAUUCCCAGAAAGAAAGAAAAGGUCGAAAUGGCGAAGAAAAUAAAAAGAGACCAUAAUCAACAGUUUGGAAGUCUGAUUACGGUUUCCAAACGAGAUAAUCCCGGGAAAUCGCGGGAAAAUUUAAAUAGAAGGUCGACACCUGUCAGUAGAGAAAGAAAGAAAGUUGCCACUGAAAAUCUGGGCAACUUCGACGUUUACAAUAUCGAAACUGCAAUGCCCACGAUAGAUUUAGAAGCUAUUGAAUCACACCUGAAAGCAGCUAGAGAGGAAGAAAGAAGGAGAAGAACAGAUAGAGAAGAAAUAAGGAGAAGGUUAGCCAUGGGUGCUGAAGAAGACUAUUUCAGUGAUCGGCCAGGCAAAAAACCGAGUUUGCAAGCUCGACUACAAAGUGGCAUGAAUUUACAAAUUUGUUUUAUGAAUGAAAAUGUGUCUGACACGGAAAGCCCCAAUUCUGACUCAGAAAACCCUGUGACAAAUUCUAAGGAACAUAAGAAAAGCCCUCAGCUUAAAGGGCCUUCAACAAUGCUCUCUAAUAAUAAUUCAUCACAAGCAGUGAGACCAGCCACAUUGGCAAUAACUGAAUCUCAAACAUUAGCAUCACCUGCAUCACAAGAGUCCGAAAGUGAAGGUGAUUUUUUUACAAGACAAGCAAAAUUACAGACUGAAGCUCGCAUGGCACUUGCUCAAGCCAAAGAAAUGGCCCGAAUGCAAAUGGAGUUGGAAAGACAACACCAAGUUAAAAGUCCAAUAACUGAAAUGGUUAGAAAUAGUUUAGAAAAAGUGGGGAUUCCCUUUCCUGAAGAGAAACGAAGACUUUCCCGACAAAUACUCACUGAAAUGAAUAUUGCCCAGUUGCAAGUAAUUGUUAAUGAUCUGCACACCCAAAUUGAAACGCUCAAUGAAACUUUGGUCAAAUUUCUAAUGGAAAGGGAUGAUCUUCACAUGGAGCAAGAUUCAAUGCUUGUGGACAUUGAAGAUCUUACACGAUAUUUGGGUGCAAAGGAACAAACAUUAAAAGAGCAAAACGGACUUCUGGGCAGUCAAGGGAGUCGGGGUGCGUCACCACCGUCCCCUGCACCACCGUCACCUCCCCGCUCGCCCUUGGCCGCCUUAAAUAGUGUCAAACCUCAUCUACACCGGAUAGCCAGUUUCGUAAAGAAGUAAUAAUAAAUACAAAAAGAUGAUGUUACAAAUGGCUAUUCUUCAAUCGAGAUUCGUACUUAAAGUCCACGUCUAAAUACGCUUCUCUAAAUUAUCUGUAAAUAUUCCUGUGUACAUUAUUUAAUAAUUUAGAAGAUUUACCCUUAUUAUAGUUGACGCAGACGCAAAAAAUACGUGGAUUUGAAUCUCCAAAAGAAAAAUUAACAAUUUCAUAAAUGAAACGAACUGUUGAAGGCUUAAUAAUUACUGAUACUGUAAUUAUUUCUUUAGAUAUACUUUUUGAUAUAUUUUUACCAUGUACGAUACAGUUUUUGUGCCUGCGCUCUCUGCAAUUUUAGUUUCUUUUUUUCUUUUCAACAGGCUAGUUAAUCUAGCGUUUAAAUGGUUUGUUAUUAUUAUUAUUAUUUAUUAUAUUGCAUCGUUGCAUAUCAAAAGGAAAUAGACAUUUAACGGUAAAAUUGCCGGAAAUGUCGAAACUGUUUGUAUUUUAAAAGCAAGUAAAUGUUUCCAUUUUCUCGUGAAUUCUAAAGAUAGAAAUUUUCAGUAAUUAUAGCCCUUAUUACAUUAUACUGAAUAUACAGGGUGUAGGUCGAUAUUGUGAAUUAGUACGUUGAUCUCUUAAGCGUCACACUUUUGACCAUCCUGUAUAUUUGUUUGUAUUUUUCAACUGUAGGAAUGAAUGCAUCAAAAAUAUUCUUGUAAAUAAGUCCUAAUUAUGUAGUAAAAGAAUUAAAAAUUGCAAUAGGCACUUAACUGUUUGUGAUGUUAUAUAACAUCCCACUUUUUUAAAUCCGACUUUUUAAUGUAAUAAAAAUAAUAACUGACCUUGACUUAUCUUAAGAAAUUGGUUUUUAAGAGGAAAUUGUAAAAUUCCCUGUUUCCAAUUACUCAAUUAUUCAAUAUUAGCAAUAUCUACAUAUACAUUUGACUGCAUUUACAAUUAGUAAUUUAAAUAUUGUUAUAUACCGUAGUUUUUUAUGUCAUUUGUAACUGUAGAUAAAAGAAUACUAAGCGCAUAAAUUUGUAGUUCAAUUUCAUAGUUAAGUAAUUGGAAACAUUGUUUUCACAUUAUUAUUGAAAUAUCCCUAAUUAAAACAGGUUAAAAGCGAGAACUAGUUUCGCAUUUUUCAUCAUACAUGCUUAGGCUUGUAUAGACAACUUGAAAAAGUUCUCAAAUAUUUAAUUUAACUCUUGUAUGUUUCACGUCACCGACAUUCCAAUUAAAAAUUAUACUGUAAAAAUAGAAUGAUUUCUAUCGAAUAGGUACGUAAAUAUGUUUGCUGGCUUUUUUCAAUCUGAAGCAGUUUCAGAAUUGACUAUAUUUCGUUACUUCAACGAAAGUGAAAAGUUUGUAUUACUCUAAGUUUAUAUUUAAUUUCUUUCUGUUUGUGCCAUGUUGUGUAUACUUAAAUAAAUAAAGCUGUAGAAAUGUA